CAAAACCCAGCAAGCCAACAACCUCAGUGGAGCUCACCCUUAUCCCCCCCAGCUCCAGAACCUUCUCCUCUCUCCUCUCUCGCUCGCUCGCUUCUCGCGGUUGUCGUCGGCGGUAGCGAGCUCAUGGCGUCGGUGCAGCUGUCCGCCGGCCCGCGGGUGUCAGUGUCACCGGCGGCGGCGCUGGUGGCGAUGCCUUCGGUCGCCGCCGCCGCAUCGAGGGGGCGCCGCGGGUACCGGGGGCUCGUCGUGAGGGCCGCCACGGUCGUGUCGCCCAAGUAUACUUCUAUCAAACCCUUGGGAGAUAGGGUGCUUGUGAAGAUCAAGACCUCUGAUGAUAAAACUGUUGGAGGAAUAUUACUUCCAACAUCAGUUCAGUCAAAACCGCAAGGAGGACAAGUUGUAGCAGUUGGAGAGGGGAGAAGCAUGGGCAGCGACAGCAUAGAGAUCAGUGUUCCAGUUGGUGCACAAGUUGUCUACUCUAAAUAUGCUGGCACAGAGUUGGAAUUCGAUGGGUCUGACCAUCUCAUUUUGAAAGAAGAUGACAUCAUUGGUAUUCUCGACACAGAUGAUGUGAAAGAUCUGAAGCCACUGAAUGACCGUGUUCUCAUUAAGGUUGCAGAGGCUGAAGAGAAAACUGCAGGUGGUUUGCUAUUGACACAAGCGACCAAAGAAAAGCCUUCUAUUGGAACAGUGACAGCCGUAGGCCCAGGACCAUUGGUUGAGGAUGGCAGCAGGAAACCCUUGUCAAUCACUCCUGGGAAUACCGUGAUGUACUCCAAGUACGCGGGAAGCGAGUUUAAGGGUGAAGAUGGCGAAUAUAUUGUUCUCAGGGUAUCCGACGUAAUGGCUGUUCUUUCCUAAGCAGACAACGCUCUUGCGAAAUAGGAUUUUCUUUAAGAAAACAUGUGAAAUAGGAAUUUUGAUAUUUAGUCAAAACUUUGUUGCACUGCUCUUGCUUGGAAAUGGUGUAUCGCUGCUAUUCCUACUUGAUGUCACUGCAAAAUGCAGAGUUCAAUACAGGACGUGCUCUUUAGACUUUGGACAUAUAAUAAUGCUGUGCUGCUUUCCUUGGUAGAAGUA
Messenger RNA from Oryza sativa Japonica Group (Japanese rice), 1080 nucleotides. Its product is annotated as 20 kDa chaperonin, chloroplastic. The record is from RefSeq and is a predicted model, not a curated record. Gene Ontology annotation, biological process: positive regulation of superoxide dismutase activity. NCBI's taxonomy places the organism in Eukaryota, Viridiplantae, Streptophyta, Magnoliopsida, Poales, Poaceae. Gene Ontology annotation, molecular function: protein-folding chaperone binding; ATP binding; transition metal ion binding. Gene Ontology annotation, cellular component: chloroplast; mitochondrial matrix.